AUGUUGGUUAGCGGUGGGCAGGAUAUUAAUGCUCUGUCUGAAGUCCUUCAUUUAUAUGAGAAGGCUUCAUCAGAAAAAGUAAAUUGGGACAAAAGUGAGGCUUUUGGGCAGGUGAAGAUGCUCUAUGUUGUCUACCAUCACUGCGAGGAAAGCUUAUUUGGGAUUUGUACGAUUGAGACCAAAACUUCCCUCAACGAUUGUGUUCUCGAAGAAAAUGGGAUUGAAAACAGAAAAUCAAUAAUAAGCCUUGAAUGUGGUGAUUUGUGUUAUUUAACAGAACGCAGUGAGCUCCGGAUUGUCCUGGUUGGAAAGACCGGCGUUGGGAAAAGUACCACUGGAAACACCAUCCUGGGAGAAGAAGUUUUUGAAUCCGAUUUUUCAUUUUCAUCUGUAACCCGAUACUCUGAAAAGAAAUCUAAGAUUAUUAAUGGAAGAAAAAUUACAAUUAUUGACACUCCUGGUAUUUUUGACACAAGUUUGAGUCAUGAAGAGAUAGAGAAAGAAAUUAAGACGUGUAUAUCUUAUUCUGCUCCUGGUCCACAUGCCUUUCUGAUUGUUCUUAAAUUGGAAAGAUACACAGAAGAAACUGCAAAAGCAAUAGAAUACAUUGAAAGAUUAUUUGGUAAAAAGGCAUUAGGUUACGCCAUGGUGCUGUUCACUCAUGCAGAUCAACUUAAAGGCCAGGACAUUAAAACACUUGUGCGCAGUAGUCCAGAAGUACGAGAAAUUGUCAAGAGAUGUGGGAGACAAUAUUUUGCGAUUGAUAAUACGAUACAGGAUUCAGAACAGGUUAUGCGGCUGCUACACAAGAUUGAUGAAAUGGUUCUUGAUAAUGGUGGAGAAUAUUACAGUAAUGCCAUGCUUCAGGAGGCAGAGAGAGCGAUUGAGGAAGAGACACAACGGAUCCUGAAAGAGAAUGAAGAACAACGAAUGAGGGAAUUAGAGGCUCUAAAGUACAAGUUUCGAGGGGAAGAACUAGAGAAAAGGCGAGAAGUAGUAGCAAAGGCUCAAGUGGAUAAUGCAAGAGAUCAAGCUGUUAAAAAAAGCGUCUUUAACAAUCUAGCACGCUUUAACGCACUGUUGACUCUCACUGGUUUAGUGACGUCUUAUUUCAAGUUACUUCCUGUGCUUAAUUGA
Messenger RNA from Rhinichthys klamathensis goyatoka, 1137 nucleotides. RefSeq names its product GTPase IMAP family member 7-like. Gene Ontology annotation, molecular function: GTP binding. The coding region runs from base 1 to 1137 and encodes 378 amino acids. Lineage: Eukaryota; Metazoa; Chordata; Actinopteri; Cypriniformes; Leuciscidae. The record is from RefSeq and is a predicted model, not a curated record. The transcript is spliced from 5 exons.